AUGAUUAACAGUCGACACAGCCGGGCUGUUGUGCGGUGGUUGGAAGCUCAGUACACCUGUCGACAUUAUCGUCACCAAAUAUUAACAUUUUCAUUCAGCACCAAAAAAAAGCGUGUUCCCGAUGAAAAAUUGAAUGAAUUAUGCAUUCCUGCUACUGUUAUUGCUACAACAAUCAACACAGUUCCUGUCAGUUCCACUGUCAUCAUUAUCGUCAUCAUUGUCAUCAUUAUCAACAUUGUCACCAUUGUCAACACUGCUAGCAGCAGCUACUGCUAUUGA
Gongylonema pulchrum is the source of this 279-nucleotide messenger RNA. NCBI's taxonomy places the organism in Eukaryota, Metazoa, Nematoda, Chromadorea, Rhabditida, Gongylonematidae. The record is from the annotation of a GenBank genome assembly.